Molecule: messenger RNA, 2593 nt
Organism: Quercus lobata
Lineage: Eukaryota; Viridiplantae; Streptophyta; Magnoliopsida; Fagales; Fagaceae
Product: beta-glucosidase BoGH3B-like
Exons: 12
Coding region: 287-2293 (668 amino acids)
Biological process (GO): glucan catabolic process
Molecular function (GO): beta-glucosidase activity
Source: RefSeq, a predicted model, not a curated record
CACUUCUCGUCUUUAUUACCGCCUUCACCUCUCAGCAGAGAUUGAAAAUUGGUAGGUCUGUUGCACAAGCAUAAAACUUGUGCAUCAUUUUCUUUCUGUUCAACUACACUUGACACUUAUCACCACUCCCAUUGGCCUAAAGACUAAAGUUUCUUUCUUUCUUUCUUUUUUUGCCUUUUACUGUAAUCUUUCUCUCUCUUUUCUGAGACUGUUUUCUACGGUGUACGUUUGGCUCUGAGAAAGCUUUUAGAAAAAGUGUGGGGUAGCAAGUGAAAGAAGAAAGAAGAUGGUUAGGAUAUUGGUCCAAGCAGUGGGCGUUGUGUGCUUGUGGUGGUUGUGGAGUGCUGCAAUGGCAGAGACUGAGUCCAUCAAGUACAAAGACCCGAACCAACCCGUGGCGGUUCGGGUAAAGGACCUGUUGGGUCGAAUGAGUCUGGAGGAGAAGAUUGGUCAGAUGGUUCAGAUUGAUAGGAGUGUGGCCAAUGCUGAGGUUAUGAAGACUUACUACAUUGGCAGUGUAUUGAGUGGUGGUGGAAGUGCACCACUUCCACAGGCUAGUGCAGAGGAUUGGGUAAAUAUGAUUAACGGAUUUCAGAAAGGGUCUAUGUCCACUCGUUUGGGCAUUCCAAUGAUCUAUGGUAUUGAUGCUGUUCAUGGACACAAUAAUGUCUAUAAUGCUACAAUAUUUCCUCAUAACAUUGGUCUUGGAGCUACGAGGGACCCUGAACUGGUGCGGAGGAUUGGUGAAGCAACUGCACUUGAAGUUAGAGCUACAGGGAUUCCUUAUGUGUUUGCUCCAUGCAUUGCGGUCUGUAGAGAUCCAAGGUGGGGACGGUGUUAUGAAAGCUACAGUGAGGAUCCCCAAAUUGUGCAAGAGAUGACAGAAAUUAUACCUGGAUUACAAGGAGAGAUUCCUUCUAAUUCUCGGAAGGGAGUUCCAUAUGUUGGUGGGAAGAAAAAGGUGGCAGCUUGUGCAAAGCAUUUUGUAGGAGAUGGUGGGACAACCAAGGGCAUCAAUGAGAAUAACACCGUGACUGACCGGCAUGGGUUGCUCAGCAUUCACAUGCCUGCCUAUUCUGAUGCCAUCAUCAAGGGUGUAUCUACAGUCAUGGUUUCCUACUCCAGCUGGAAUGGAGAAAAGAUGCAUGCAAACCAUGAACUAGUUACUAACUUCUUGAAAGGCACUCUUAAGUUUAAGGGCUUUGUUAUCUCAGAUUGGGAGGGUGUUGAUAGGAUUACCUCACCACCACAUUCAAACUACACAUAUUCUGUCCAAGCUGCAAUUCAAGCCGGCAUUGACAUGGUAAUGGUCCCUUUCAACUAUACUGAUUUCAUUGAUGAUCUUACCUACCUGGUCAAGAACAAUUUCAUCCCGAUGGAUCGCAUUGACGAUGCUGUGGCGAGGAUUUUGCUAGUAAAGUUCACCAUGGGUAUCUUUGAGAAUCCCCUGGCUGAUUUCAGCCUCGUCAAUGAACUUGGUAGCCAGGCACACAGAGACUUGGCAAGAGAAGCUGUGAGGAAAUCACUAGUGCUACUGAAGAAUGGGGAAAAUAAAACAAAUCCAAUAUUACCACUAUCCAAGAAGGCUCCAAAGAUCUUAGUUUCUGGUACUCAUGCCGACAAUUUGGGUUAUCAAUGUGGUGGUUGGACAAUUGAAUGGGAAGGAUUUAGUGGUAACAACUAUACAAGGGGAACCACUAUCCUUGGUGCUGUAACUUCAACAGUUGACCCAAGCACAGAAGUUGUCUACCGUGAAAAUCCUGAUAGUGACUUUGUCAAGUCUAACAACUUCGCAUAUGCCAUUGUUGUUGUUGGUGAGCUCCCUUAUUCCGAGACAUUAGGGGACAGCAUGACUCUCACUAUGGUGGAUCCUGGACCAAGCAUCAUUAAGAAUGUUUGUGAGGCUGUCAAGUGUGUGGUUGUCAUCAUUUCUGGCAGACCUAUUGUGAUCGAACCAUAUCUUUCAUCAAUUCAUGCCCUGGUGGCUGCGUGGUUACCAGGAACUGAGGGCCAAGGUGUGACUGAUGUCCUUUAUGGUGACUAUGGAUUCAGUGGAAAGCUUCCUAGAACAUGGUUUAGAACUGUAGAUCAACUGCCAAUGAAUUUCCAGGAUUCUCACUAUGAUCCACUUUUCCCGUUUGAGUUUGGAGUCACAACUGAGUCUGUUAAGGAGCUAGUGUCAUGGUCAACCUCAGCUGGUGUUCAUGCAAAGCCAUCCACACUUACCAUUAUAGUUUCUGUAAUUAUCACUUUGUAUCUCACAGCUUCAAACAACUGGCUAAAACAGAAGUAAUUGGAUUUGUUAGAUGGUGUAGUACAUUGGAUGCUCCUCUCAAAGUGCAAUUUAGAAACUAACUUCUGGUAGUUUAGUGUAGGGAAAAGAGCAACACCUUCAGGCACUCAGUGUACUUAUUUGAUUGUACUAUGACUUCCGAUUAUUGGAACAAGCAACUUUUUGAAGCCAUUUUUUGAGCUCGAUUGUUCUGUUAUGAUUUGUCCUCAUGUAAUUUGUCUUGUGAUAAUUUUUAUGAUUAUGUGGAUGUAGUUGAACUCUUGAAAAGUAAGCCAAAAAAUUGAGGGAAUGCUUGGAUAA